Molecule: messenger RNA, 3007 nt
Organism: Bolinopsis microptera
Lineage: Eukaryota; Metazoa; Ctenophora; Tentaculata; Lobata; Bolinopsidae
Product: protein hemingway-like
Exons: 3
Coding region: 122-2050 (642 amino acids)
Source: RefSeq, a predicted model, not a curated record
CUGCGUGUGUAGGGUGACGCAGCAAGCUCUAGCGAUAUCAUACAGCCCGGUAUAUAAAUAAUAUCCAAACUACGGGAGGGAUGUAAUUAGAGAAGGUUUGUCAGACCCACAGGAAUUUAGAAUGUUGCUUGAUAUUUCGUUGAGUUUGUUUGCGCUCCUCUGUCUUUGUGAGAGUGGUCAUUAUACCCUCGAGAAUAAGACAGGUGAUGGCAGUCUUGGAGCUGAUGGCAGCCUCGGGAAUAUGGUGUUUCCGGAGGGAGCAGGUCUGGAGAGCUUGUCACUGAUUAUUGAACGGGCAAAUCAAUCCUUCAUUAGGAUGAAAUCCAUAUCUACUGAGGCGGACAAAGCUGCCUCAGAAAUGGAAGAGCUGAUUAAUAUCCUGCAGAAAUUCCGUGUUAAGGAUGGAAGUACCGGUGUAGCUACUCCUACAGAGUCUGAUUAUCCUUCAACACAGUUACCCCCUGAGGAAGAUGUUACCUCUUCAGGACAACUUCCUGAGUCGACUACAGAUGAAUCAGAAGAGGAAGCAGAGGAUGAAAACUAUUCAGAGUCUGAUUAUCCUUCAACCCAGCUACCCCUUGAAGAAGAUGUUAGCUCUUCAGUGCAACUUCCUGAGUCAACUACAGAUGAAUCAGAAGAGGAAGCAGAGGAUGAAAAUAAUGGAGAGUCUGAUUAUCCUUCAACCCAGCUACCCCUUGAAGAAGAUGUUAGCUCUUCAGGGCAACUUCCUGAGUCGACUACAGAUGAAUCAGAAGAGGAAGCAGAGGAUGAAAAUAAUGGAGAGUCUGAUUAUCCUUCAACCCAGCUACCCCUUGAAGAAGAUGUUAGCUCUUCAGUGCAACUUCCUGAGUCGACUACAGAUGAAUCAGAAGAGGAAGCUGAGGAUGAAAAUUAUUCAGAGUCUGAUUAUCCUUCAACCCAGCUACCCCUUGAAGAAGAUAUUACCUCUUCAGGACAACUUCCUGAGUCGACUACAGAUGAAUCAGAAGAGGAAGCAGAGGAUGAAAAUGAUGGAGAAUCUGAUUAUCCUUCAACCCAGCUACCCCCUGAGGAAGAUGUUAGCUCUUCAGGGCAACUUCCUGAGUCGACUACAGAUGAAUCAGAAGAGGAAGCAGAGGAUGAAAAUAAUGGAGAGUCUGAUUAUCCUUCAACCCAGCUACCCCUUGAAGAAGAUGUUAGCUCUUCAGUGCAACUUCCUGAGUCGACUACAGAUGAAUCAGAAGAGGAAGCAGAGGAUACAAAUUAUUCAGAGUCUGAUUAUCCUUCAACCCAGCUACCCCUUGAAGAAGAUAUUACCUCUUCAGGACAACUUCCUGAGUCGACUACAGAUGAAUCAGAAGAGGAAGCUGAGGAUGGAACCCCCUACACAACCCGCCCCGAAGGAUCAACCGAACCGCUAACUGUGUUCCCAGAAGCGGAUGAUCAAGCGCUACCGUUUAACUGCCAUUAUAAUUUUACCAGCCAACAAAUCCCCGGAAAUCCUAAAUCAACUUGUGCUACUUGGUUGUUAGAUAACUAUCAUAAACAUAAAGAGGGUUGGAGAUCUUGUCACGAUGCUGAUUAUCAUCGUUAUGAUGAAAGUGGGUUGUUUGAAAAAACAACGUGUUCCGACUACACCAGUCAAUGUGGAAGUGAUCAGACGGACAAGGCAUGCUGUGCAAUGGUGUUAUGUGAGAUUCAAAGAGUUACCUUUUUUUAUCAAGGGCCCAAUAAAAAAAUAGAAGAAGCUGAGGAAGACGAGGAGGGAACUGAACCUGAGGAGGGACCCCAUGAUUUAGCUACGGGUGCUUGCCAGGAUCGAUAUCAUCAUAAUCUUGAUAACGCCUGCGUCAAAUGGAUGUUUGAACACUAUCAUUUGGUCAAGACUCGGUUUCGUUGGCAGAGGUGCUCGGAGUUUGACUACAGUAAACAUAGUAAAAAGGGGUGCGGUAAGCUGAAAAGACAGUGCGAAAAAGCUGAAGCGAAGAAGCAGAGCUCUGCAAACGAACUCUGCUGUGCGUCCAUAAACUGCUACGGUAGGAGGAGGCAUUUUCUGAGACUGAGCGGUUGAAGAACUUGAUAACUCGUGACGGCAUCACAUUUCAUAUGACGUCAUAUCUUUUCACCUGACGUCAUAUCUCAUCACGUGACGUCACUUCUAUUCACAUGACCUCAUCACACCCAUAUGGACAUUAUUGUGGACGAUAAAAAGAUUUGGGAUUUUUAUAUUUUGUUGUCGAAUGUUGAGGAAGCAGAAAAUAAACUUGAGAGGGCUCUGAUAUCAAAUGAUUGUCAAAUCAAUUAGCUGAUUCCCUGGUUUAUCUUAUAAUUAAAACGGACAUGAAUUGUGAAUGGACACAUUUGGCAGAUUUAACUGUUAUCAUUAUCUUUAGCCAGCCGGCCUUUACUCCUUCCUCUUCUCAUUUUCUGGACAGCCGAACUGGUAAUUCAUAAUCUGGAGAUAAUAUUAUUUAUAGACUUAUUAUUAUAGAAUGUUAACAUAAUAUAAUACCCUGUUACAAACUUAUUGUUUUUAUCUUCUCGAAGUUUCUCUUUAUAGGGUAGCUCAAUUUCAGUAUUACAUACUUUUCACAGUUGACUCGUUAGGAUUCAUGUGAGAGUAUUUCAUCUGUUAUCUCGAACUUUUAACAUUUUGUUAAAUGAAAUAAUUAUCAGUUUUAAAUGUAACAGCUCGCAAACUGCAAUGUUUUCCCAAUUCUGCAGUAAAUUUUACGGUGUCGAUAUGUCUUUCACGAUGGUUCAUUGCAGGUGAACAUUGUGUCCUUAUUAGAUUUAAGCUUCAGGAAUAAAAUAUGAGAUAAAUAACGUUGUUCGUUAAUUUAAUUACCAAUUGAGCCGAGGUUGUAUUUUUAGAAAAACACUGACUGAACGGUACGCCUUGUUUGGAGUGCUGGUAAUUUGUGUUCUUGAAUCAUGAGUUUAAAUUAAUCAAACUUUAAUUAUUGUUCAGAUCUUUAUGUAUUGUAUAUUUAUCCGCGGAUGUAUACGCUGUUUCUGAUUUAAUGUG